Uranotaenia lowii is the source of this 2618-nucleotide messenger RNA. RefSeq names its product exonuclease 3'-5' domain-containing protein 2 (gene Exd2). Lineage: Eukaryota; Metazoa; Arthropoda; Insecta; Diptera; Culicidae. Gene Ontology annotation, biological process: nucleobase-containing compound metabolic process. The transcript has 4 exons. Gene Ontology annotation, molecular function: 3'-5' exonuclease activity; nucleic acid binding. The record is from RefSeq and is a predicted model, not a curated record. The coding region runs from base 126 to 2444 and encodes 772 amino acids. Gene Ontology annotation, cellular component: nucleus; cytoplasm.
UGUUUAUUUAUAUUUUCUAUCGAUGACUCAAAUUCCAAAUUUUAUGUGCAUGUUUUCACUAAAAAAGCCAAAAUUUGUUACAAAAAUAAAAGUGCGAGUAGUGUAGUUUUCAGCUUUUGUGUACGAUGGUUCUCACCGACCGUCAAAAAACGAUAGCAACUUCAGCUGUCGCGGCUGCUGUUGGCGUCGGAACACUCUACCUGCUGUACAACCGAAAGAAGCUCUGGAGUCGCUUUACGGAUCCCCUAUACGGCCAAUCAAUUCAUGUUGUAUCCAGCUGGGACGAGUGCCGCAAAGUUGUGGGCACUCUGAGAAACCACUGCCAAGAAUUCCGUGUUCUCGGAUUCGACUGCGAAUGGGUCAACGAGCAAGGCAACCGCCAUCCUGUGGCUCUUUUACAGCUGGCCACACACCGAGGAAUGUGUGCUUUAAUAAGGCUAUGCGAUUUGCGCCGGAUUCCCCCUGAGUUGGGAGAUCUGCUGAAUGACCCUGCCAUCCUCAAAGUGGGCGUCGGCUCGGUGGACGAUGCCAAACUACUUAGAACCGACUACAAUCUGAAAGUGGAAUCUACACUGGAUUUGCGAUUCAUGGCCGAUCGUUGCGGCCUGGUUGGUCCCUAUGGGAUGGCCAAACUGGCUGAACGUGUCCUGGGGAUAAGUUUAGACAAGCAUUGGCGCAUCAGAGCGUCUAACUGGGAGCAACCGGAACUGACCGAGAGACAGUUGGUGUACGCGGCAAAGGAUGCGCAUGUUGCCGUGGAACUUUUCCGCAGCUUCGCCAAGCAAAUGGUUCCAAAAGCAAUCUGGACUAAUCGUAAAAAAUGGGUCGAUCAGGUAGUCGGUGAGGUUGAUUGUUUCUUGGAUCAACGGUUCCAAGACAAAAGUGGUGGAAAUCGGAACGGAAACGGUUCCAAGAAGAGUAAGAAAAAGCUUCUGGAAGCAAAAAAUGCGGAAUUCAACCUGCAUCUGAAACGAACGAUGGCAACCAGAGCUAAGCCUCUGUACGAUAAUUGCAUGAUGCAAGCCCCAGACGGGGAAGUGCUAUGCACCUGUGACCGCAAAAAAGCCGAAUGGUACGUGCUAAAGGAAUUGGCUGAAAUUGUGCCGGAUCAGCCGAACUACACGAUUCGGUUGAAAUUCGAACCCAAGGGAAGGGCCGUCGGUGAAGUUGGCCAGUACUACCAGAUGGCCAAAGAGAAUCGGUGCGUCGUUUGCGGAGAAAAGAAUUCCUACAUCAGAAAAAACGUUGUUCCCAGGGACUAUCGCAAGCACUUUCCAUUGGUUAUGAAAGAGCACACUUCCCAUGACGUGCUGUUGCUUUGCGUCCCAUGUCACCGGACCAGUAAUAUGAGUGACGACAACAUGCGACUCAAGUUGGCUGCCAUUUGCUCGGCUCCGUAUACAUCGAAAGAGAAUCCUAAGGAAGUACGAGUAGAAUCGAUGAAUGACCUGCGAAAAAUAGCUAGAGCCCUACUGUUUGGUACUCAGAUCCCAGAAGAAAGACGGCGCAGUCUCGAGGGACGGAUGCGUAAGCUGCUACCCCGGGGAACGGAAAUAACCAAAGAUUUGCUAGACACCUAUGCCAAUAUAAGCACCUGCGUCCCGAACGAGGAUUACUUUUCACAUGGCCAGAAGGUCGCCGAUUAUUACCGAAUACAACCCGGUGGUCUGAGCGAGCUGGAGAGAAUGUGGCGAGAGCAUUUUCUGCGCACGAUGAAGCCAAAAUUUCUACCAGAGCUUUGGUCUGUUGAGCACAACUACAAAAGAUUGGAAAUUAAGGCAGAGGAAGGCCGUGUCAACGAGGAAGAUCUUCAGCAGGCGGGAGUACCUCGUUCUACCAGCAAACCUUCGGCAGUUUCUACACCAUCGACAAACGCAAGCUAUAGCGUCGGCAGUACCACCAAUGGCAACGAAACUACCAACGAAGAUCCAAGUAGCAGCAGUAGUGACACCCUGAGUUUUCCUACCGAUUCUACCAACUCCGCCAAAAGUCAUGAGAAAACCAACGAGGUUUCGAGUCAAGCGGCUGCAGAUGAGGAAACGGUGUUCUAUUCUAACCGUGAUGAGCUCCGCUCGGAGCUAACCAAUUACCAAUCGGCAGCCCUCGGGGUGUCAACGGUGACCAGCAGCACAACGCUGGCCAACGAUCGGUUCAGAACGGUGAUGCCCGAUUUCAGCGCUAGUGAAGGCGAUGGCGACGACGGCGAUGAGGAAGGUGGUGCCAAUGGAAGUGAGCCGGCUACCGUCAACGAUUUCGCUUCCAUCGACUACGAUUCGGAUGAUUCCGAUUCGACUUUGUCGCAGCCAUCGAUGACGACAACCACGUUGGCCGAUUCCACCGACGACUGGGAGGCGGAACUGAACGACGAUGGACCAAGCGUCAACGGGAACCUGUCGUUUUCGGUUCCAUCGCCCGCCGGGGGUUCAUCAGAGUUGAAAAAAUAAGUGUUCCGAAAAAUCAAAUUUUAUUGUUUGUCCCUAUCAAUCACAUUAAGCGGCUUAAAUAUUAUACAAAACGAAGCAUUUAACUGUCUUUACAAAAUGUUUGUGAAUUAUUGUCUCUAGUGUUGUUCGAUAAAAUUGUUGAAAUAAAUUUUACAUUUGACAAACCUAACGGAA